This is a messenger RNA of Heterotrigona itama, 3213 nucleotides long. NCBI's taxonomy places the organism in Eukaryota, Metazoa, Arthropoda, Insecta, Hymenoptera, Apidae. The record is from the annotation of a GenBank genome assembly.
AUGGAUCCAAAGGACACUUCGGUCUUCCUGCUUGUUCUGUUGUGCAUUUUCUAGGUAAAACGUAUCCUUCCAAACCAGGUUUUAUUGAAAUGUUAGUUUGCAUGCUUCUGCAAGAACGACACUGUAUAGCAAUUUUUGUUGCUUUUGCCCUGAUUCCAGACGCAGAAAUAAUAAUACCAGGUAUUUUGAUAAGUUUAGAAACUGCAUCAGGCUAAAACAAAGCAAUUUAAUGAGCGCUAUGUGCAGUAUGAAGAUUAUUUCUCUCUUUUUUUUAGGAAAAUAUUUUUUUUUUAAAUCGUACUUUGAUUCCCCUUAACAAACUUGGAUGUGAAUCCGAGGAUAAUAAAACUUGUAUAUCUUCAACCUUCUCUUCAUCUGGCGGUCUAGGAGCUGUAAGUUCAUCUACUAAAUCUUUCGCAGCUUCCUCCAAAAUGGAUUCAUACGUUACUUACAUAGAAAUGAGUCCGUAUCUGACAAGAAAACGUGCUGUAUCAACACAAAGGUCUAAAGAAACACAAUUAAGUGACAAAAAUGCUGUUUCUAAAAUGACAUCUAAAACUAGAAGUGUUAUUAACAAGACAUUAAAAUUGAGAAGUUGCACUAAAGUAAUAAAUGCAAAAUCAAUAAAUCAAACACAAAGGACAAGGAAUAAAAAAAGUAAUGUAUCUGUCUCAAAAGCUAAAAAAAAUAUGCAAAAGGAAAGACAGAAGAAAAUAAGAAGUAAAGAUUUAUCAAAAGAUGAUAUCAAAGAUACAGUGAAAUCUAAAAAGAUCGUUACGCGUAGUAGUUCUGAAAUAAAAAAAAAAGAUACAAAAACUGAAAAAAGAAAAGUUAUCACAAAAGUAACCAGAAAUACUUCUAAUUCAAAACAGAUAUCUUUGAAAGAAGCAUUUUUAAAUCAGUCUAAAGUAAGACUUUUACGUUCCCAUAAAAAUUCCAUGAAUGAUAAAUCAACAAAAAAGCUAGUUAGUCCUAAGAAAAAAAAGGUACCUAUUUAUAAAUGUAAAUUUUCGCCAGAAAAAUCUAAAGAAAGUACUAAUGAAAUAUAUGAGUUUAAGUUUGAUGUUAACGACUCGACUGAAAGAGUACCAAGGAAACGAAAGAAAAGAGCUGUUAAGAAAACAACGACAAAUAAGAAAAGGAGAAAUAUACCGGUAAAACAAAUUAACAUGAAACAACUAACUAAAUCUAAAAGAGUCAAAGGAGCAAAUGUUAAAUUUGAAGAAAAUAAUCCUAUGGAACCUUCAACUAAAGAUAGAAAUGAUGUAUUAAAGACAGAUUUCGUAGAAACAGACGUGGGACUGAAUAAAGGAGCAAAAGAUUCAGGAAAUAUAAGCGGUGAAGAAAAUGCUAAUACGAUUAAAAAACCAACAAUUAUAUCAGUAGAAGAUUUGAGUAAUAGAAGAAUUUCAAUAGUGCAUACUUCACAAACAUCAACCUCGCCUGAUUUUAAACCAUUUAGACCAACAAAUAUUUUCAAUAACAGAUUAACUGCGCAAAAAAAAGAUGCACUUAAUUUUUCUCUGUUUGAAAAAUCUUUAUCGCCAAUUGUAAAAUCAACAGAAAAUCUUCAAAUACCUUCCAGUCCCUGGAGGGUAGCAUCAUUGUAUACGUUUUCUCAAGUGAAAAAUGUAUUUCAAAGUACGCCUCAAAAUAAAUACGACAUUGUUAAUAAAAGAAUUUCGCGAAUAAAUAAUGAAGCAUUGAAUAACGAAUCUAAACAAUUUGGAAAUAUAACAAAAAUGAAAAAUAAUUUGCAAAAAAAUAAUGAAAAUAUGAGUACAGGAAAGCAUGUACAUAUUAAUACUCCCAAAACGAGAAAUCCUUUAACUUCAAGAAAAUUUGGCACAGAAAUUACGAACUUAGAUCAUUCUGUACAGCUUAAAUCUUCAAUAGAACAAACGAGUGAACAAGUACCAACUAAAACUGAGACUAAUCAGUUAAAUGCAGAAUCAAUCAAUGCAAUUACUUCCAAUGUAAGUAAAUUUGAUAAUAAUGAAAAUAAAACGAUAAACAUUUCAAGUCCAAGAAAGAGUUUUAAAAAAGGAACAACAAAAGUUAAAAGCAAAAUAAAACAAGAUGAUAAUAAAGUUGAUAAGGAAGAAAAUUUCGAUCCUCAACCUGGACCAUCAGACUUACAAAGUUCAAUUCCUAGUAAAGAUAGACUAUUGAAGCAAUCAAAUUUAAAUAAUUUCUUAAAUAUAAUGGAAACGCCACAAAGUACUACAAUUAAAACAGCUCAUGGAAUUUUUGAUGAUGUACAUUCAACACCAAUUACUAGCAAGGCUAGUGUAUCUACUGUAGUGUUAAAAGAUACAUUUGGUUUUAGUGACGAUGAUUAUAAUCAAGAAGAGUCUCCUAUUAAAAAUGAAGAUAAGAAAAAAGAAAAAUUCACUCAAAGAAACACACAAUUAUGCAACAUAAAACCUAUUAGAUUAUCAAUCGGUGAAAUAAAAAAUAAGUUAUUGACUAAAGAAUUGAAAGAAGAUAUACACAAUAAAGAAAAUAUAUUAACUGAAAAGAAAAAAGUAAAAAAAUCACCCAUUAAGACAAAGAAUAAGCAUAAACAUGUUGAUAUUGUUAAAUUUUCUGACACAUUUGAUAUUCUCUCUGAAACAGGUGAAACAUCAGCAACUUCUGCAAAUAGUGUUCCAUUAUUUGCUGAUUUAGAACCAUCUCAUUUUACACAGCCUCCACGGUAUUCAUAUAAACGAAAACGUGCCACAAAAAUUAGUUUUUCGGAGGAUGAAAGCGAUGAAGAGGAAAAACGAAUAAUGGAAAAUAAAAUAAAACGAAAAAAAACUGAUAAAUUGAAGAAAGAUCAAGAAGAAAGAUUGGUGGAAUGGAUUGAAGAUAUCAACAAAACAUUUAGUGAAGUGGAUAAAUAUGAACUUGUGAUCGAAAUACGAAAAAACGACUUUGGUCAGAUGAUCUUAAAAUAUAAGAUACGAACAUUGUACGUCAAGUCUAUUUUAUUUUUAAUCGAUGGUUGUACUACCGCAAACGUGAUAUAUGUACUUCGUCUGUGAUAUUACAAUUAUGUUAAUAAUUUUAUUACCUUUGACGAUUGACUUGACUUAAUUAUAAUUUAUGUAUGCCGUAACAGGGAGACAUUAAAAACACUUAAAAUUUCCAAUACUAAUAUUUCAGAAUCCUAAGCACAACGUCUCAUAUAAUGUCAUAUCUAUUUUGUCUUUAGUCAAUGACGAAAAC